AAGGAGAAAACAGACAUUAUUGUCUGUGUGAGAAGUCAUGUAAUGUUAAAUGUAAGUGGUGAAGAGGCCAUGUUUGUUACUGUGAACUGUCCUGUCCCUUCUUCUUCAUACACCAUACUACUGCUCAACCUCUCCCUUCAAAAACAUUAACAUCUCUUCAUCCUCUUUUUCAGACACACAAACACACCUCACCAAAAUCUCUGAUCCCUCCAAACAAUCCUUAAACCUAACCCUAUCUAAUCUAUCUUUACACACACACACACACAUGAUGAUCAUGCUAUGAUUAAGGUUGUCAUAAUUAACUCAAUUAAUUAGAAGAUAGCUUCAUUAUAAUUUCUAGGGUUCAUAAAUCAGUAGUGUACUGAUCAUCAUGGCUCUAUCAAGAAAUUACUACAAGCUUUGUCUCAGCUUUGCUGUUGCAGCUGUCUUCUUCUUUUCUCUCACUUUGCUACCUCCUAAAUCAGGUGGGAUUCAGACAUCACGUGACAAUGAGCAGUUGAGGAAAAUGGUGUUGGGAUCAAGACCACCUGCGUGUGUGAACAAAUGCAAGAGUUGCAAGCCAUGCGAAGCUACUUUAGUAAUUCCACCCCACCGGAGCAGGACCAAAAGUACUAACUACCAACAAUUGUCGUCUCACAGAGAAGACGACAGCUACUAUCUUCUCUCUUGGAAAUGUAGGUGUGGGAAUAAGCUUUAUCAGCCUUGACGAUGUUGGUUUCUCCAGUUCCGAGCGGACGGAUUAGGGAACUAAUUUUGAUCCUCUUAAAAAAUAAAAAAAUUACGAUGAUGUUGAUAAUUAAAAAAAUUUAAAAUAAAAAUAUUAGUGUAAUUAAUUAUUAAUCUUCUAUAUAUAUUUGUAUUGUGUCGCUGGUAGUCUUUAAUGAGAUGGGUUGUCCCCCAGAAUUAUAUAAUAAAUUUGUUGAGAAUUAC
Sesamum indicum (sesame) is the source of this 930-nucleotide messenger RNA. RefSeq names its product EPIDERMAL PATTERNING FACTOR-like protein. Gene Ontology annotation, biological process: guard cell differentiation; stomatal complex development. NCBI's taxonomy places the organism in Eukaryota, Viridiplantae, Streptophyta, Magnoliopsida, Lamiales, Pedaliaceae. The record is from RefSeq and is a predicted model, not a curated record.